This is a messenger RNA of Meyerozyma guilliermondii ATCC 6260, 2181 nucleotides long. RefSeq lists its product as uncharacterized. The record is from RefSeq and is a predicted model, not a curated record. Bases 1 to 2181 code for a protein of 726 amino acids. The transcript has a single exon. Gene Ontology annotation, molecular function: rDNA binding; phosphatase activator activity. Lineage: Eukaryota; Fungi; Ascomycota; Pichiomycetes; Serinales; Debaryomycetaceae. Gene Ontology annotation, biological process: rDNA heterochromatin formation; negative regulation of septation initiation signaling. Gene Ontology annotation, cellular component: nucleolus.
AUGUUACCGCAUUGGAAAUUUUGCACUCCAAGUUGCGACACGCUUCGUAAGAUGGUAAUGGUGAAGUUGCAGGUGUUAUUGGUGCCCCACAACAGAAAAGAAGUGGAUAGUACCAAGCUAACUCAAUGGGGUACUCGAAAGUUUGUCCACUUGGCCGAGGGUAGUUCUACACUUCAUCAAGUAUGCGAAACCCUAGUGAUGAGAUAUCGAAAGUUGUAUCCAGACGAUGACGAGCUUCAAAUAUUUCUGGUCCAAGACAACGAUAUGUGCGACCUAGACCCUGAUUAUUUGGUGGAUGAGGUCUUAAACCAAGGAGAUAUAAUACGUGUCAUUGCAUCGAAUUCUGCACGGCCAAAUAUGUUAGAUCAAACAUUGACUGACAUCUCACACCGGGCCCAAAGUACACCCACAGCGCUUGGUUAUUCAAGAAAGGCAACAUCAGAAUCUGCAAGCCGUAUGGACAUAGAUCCACAGACCACUCAGGAUGAUUUGCUAUCUAGACCAACUAUUUGGAAUGAGAGAAUUAGCAGCAAUUCCUCUACUCAUGACAUACACAUACCGAAAAAACGAACCACAACCACCCAGCAAAAAAUUAAUGAUGAGUUUUUCGCUCCUUCAGCUUCGUCCCCAACAGCUCCAAGACUGCCUUCUACAAGUCAUUUGGACCAGAGCAUGAUAUCGUUACCACCUCCAGAAUCGCGAGACGACAGGACAAUUCCUCGAAAACGUAGCAAUCCGGUAUCACAUAGUGAGCUACCCACCAAACGUAUCACUUCAGGUAUGUUGGCAGCACCAGUACAUGAAAGCAACUCGCCAGAGAAUGAAACGCACACAAUGCUUGCAUCACCACUGGAAAACGUACCCCAACCGUCUCCGACCAAACUGGUUGACAUGAACUCUUUCGUUGAACCAGAUAUCGAAAUGGAAGAGGAGAGUGCUCUGGAGAAUAAAAACGAUACCGAAAGCAGCGACGACUCCGAUGACAAGGACGACGAUGACUCCGACGCAGGAAGCGUGAUGUCUAAACAGGAAUUAUUGGAAAUGUUCAAGGACCUGUUCUCCAAAAACGAAGCUGAAGAAUCAAAGAAAAAUGGGCUGAAAUCAGCUUCCAAAAUAUCGCCAUCGAAGGGGCGUCCCCCUCGGAACUUAAUGAAAGGCUUGGAAAUAGAUAUGGUCAAUGCCAACUUUCCCGUAGUGGACCAUUCCACAAGAGCCACGCGUUCACGUCUGCGGGGCCAAAACGGCACCUCUGAAGAUGGCGCCCCAAUUGUUUACACUACUGAGAGAACAUUAAUGUCUCCGGUACGUACUAAUGGUGAAGGUUCAAGCAAUAAUACAGUCCCUACUGUCAACAUAGUCCAGAAUGGGAAAGAUACAUCAAAAACUGCAGAUGACUCCAACAGCAAGAGUAAUGACAGUUCUAGGAUAUCUCUUGAAUUUCCUCCCAAAUCCAAACUCGCAUCUGUUUUCGAUAAAGUAAAGAAAUUUGAUGCGAAGCUCACAUCUUUAAAUGUUCCUCGAAAUCAUGAUACCUCACUCUCAGAGAUCAAGACCGAACAGUUACCAUCUAAGAAAGAGGAAAACAAAUCAAAAGAACCAGAAGAUUCAAGUAAAGACCUGAUGUCCGAGCAGAUCUCAGAAUCAUCAGAGCUGUCAGACGAAAGUUCAGAGUCAUCGGAUGAAUCUGACUCAAGUACAUCAGGAAAUAAGCAAAAGCCUAGACUAGCGGCGUCUACCCCUUCGUCAAGUUUCACCUCAAUAAAACCUAGAGGACAAGCGUUGUCGACCAAGGCAAAGAAUACGAUUCUUGGCCCAUCGGAUACGAAGGCGGUAGAGAAAAAGGAUACACCUGUACAAAAGUCUCAAAAACCCGAGCUGAACACUACAGUUCCUUCUAGCAUAAAGAAACCAACUCUAAAUUCAUUGACAGAUUUGGCGAAAAGAGGUGUCCCUGAUGUCCGAGAUAGCAGUCAGCAACUGACAGCUCCAGCAAAGACUCAAGGCUCACAAACGCAGGACGAAAGUUCUGAACUGUCGUCUGAGUCCUCGUCUUCCUCAUCUGACGAUUCUGACUCAGAUGAUAACUCAUCAAAAUAUAUCACUGCCAAAAAGUUAGCAGGUAAUAAGAAGAAGCGAGGCAACGGCGGCUUUGCAGCAUUGAUGAAAGAUGCUCGCAAAUGA